Adineta steineri is the source of this 2313-nucleotide messenger RNA. NCBI's taxonomy places the organism in Eukaryota, Metazoa, Rotifera, Eurotatoria, Adinetida, Adinetidae. The record is from the annotation of a GenBank genome assembly.
AUGUGGCAAGAAGAGAGUGUCAAUCCAACAAAAAUCAUUCACGGUAAUUUUACAAAACCCUAUUCUCUCUUCGUGACAUCAGAUGGUGAUAUUUAUAUUGAUGAUGCUGAGAAGAAUGGUCGAGUGCAGAAAUGGAGUGCAGCAACAAAUAUCUUUGUCACGGUGAUGAAUGUCAGUUCAUCAUGUGUUAGUUUGUUUGUCGAUAUCAAUGAUACUCUUUAUUGUUCAAUGCGUGAUCAUCAUCAAGUAGUGAAAAGAUCAUUAAAUGGUACUGUAAUGACUUCAAAUCGUGUUGCUGCUGGAAAUGAUACCAAAGGAUCAGCCUCGAAUCAACUCUACGGCCCUGAAGGAAUCUUUGUCGAUGUGAAUUUGGAUUUAUAUGUGGUAGAUGGUGCAAAUAGUCGUGUUCAGUUGUUCCAGUCAGGAGACUCAGAUGGCAUCACAGUAGCUGGAAGUACAUCACUAAAUCCAACAAUUACACUUUAUUUUCCAACUGGAAUCAUAUUAGAUGCUGAGAAAUAUUUAUUCAUCGUGGAUUUAGGCAAUGGUCGCAUUGUUGGUUCAGGCUUGGAUGGUUUUCGAUGUUUAGUUGGAUGUUAUGGACAGGGUUCACAAUCCAAUCAAUUAAGAGAGCCAUUUAGUUUAAGUUUCGAUCAUUCUGGAAACAUGUUUGUUACUGAUUCAUUAAAUCACCGAAUUCAAAAAUUUAAAUAUUUAAAAAGAUAUUGUGUGAAGGUGAUCGAAAGUGGUUACUACACUUUCCUUGGUAGUGGUGACAUUGAUGGAUAUGGAUCUAUUUACGAAGACAAAUUUAAUCCACUUGAUCCAACAGAGAAUUUGCUCGAUAAAGAUUAUGACGGUGGCUCUAAUAUUCAGUUUAAACUUGUUAUUCAUCUUGAUGUUGACAGGAAAUAUGUAUUGGUUGUAGCAACAUAUGAUUCAAAAGAAACUGGAGAAUUUUCGAUUGUUGUGUUGGGUAAAAACAAAGUUAUUUUCGAGCGUCUUAGUACUCCAGUAAAUAUUCGGUUAGAAUAUUCAUCAAAAUUAACUGAUAAUAGUCCAACAUAUUAUCGAGAUUGUCAAGUACCACAAUGUCAUUAUGAAACUUUACAAAUGCAUGUUAAUACAACGGGUUUAUAUGUUCUUUGGAGUGAAAAUAGUAUUAAUGCAUAUGGAUAUAUCUACAAAAAUGAUUUCAAUCCUCUAAAACCAUUUGAAAAUUUACUGCUAUCACAUGAUGGUCCAAAACAAAGUAGUUGUGUGAUCGGGGAUCAAUGUAACUUUUACAUCAAAGGAAUUGGUUUGACACUCGAUGAUAUUUUACGCGAUGAACUUCAACCGAACAAGGUGUUGAACAAUCAAUCAUUUUCGAUUAAACUAAGUGCAGGCUUAACAAUAAUUAUGUUUGUCGCAGGAUUAAUCAGUAGUAUUCUUUCUUUUAUUACAUUUCGAAGUAAAAAUUCUCAACAAGUUGGGUGUGGAAUGUAUCUACUGGCAUCAUCGAUUACUUCUCUUUUGGCAAUUAGUAUGUUCCUAAUCAAAUUCUGGUUUGUUGUUCUUACUCAUAUCAAUGUGUCCGCUAGUCUCUCUGUUCUUCGUGGAGGUUGUGCAUCUAUUGAACCAAUUCUAAAACUUUUUCUCUACUUAGAUGGUUGGCUAAAUGCUUGUGUAGCAGUUGAACGAGCAGUACUUAUUUUUCAAGGAGUAAACUUUGAUAAAAAAAAGAGUAAAUCUAUUGCUCGACGAACAAUUCUUAUUUUACCAUUCUGUAUUUUCGGUACACUCAUUCAUGAACUUGUAUAUCGUCAAUUGUUCGUUUAUGAAACAGGACUAGAUAAGAUAGAUAUGAAUAAGACUAAUGAAGACACAAACAACCCAUAUGUAUCAUGCAUCACUCGCUAUUCACCGUCUGUCCAAGAUUACAAUACAGCCGUUCUAUUUUUUCAUCUUGUUGGUCCAUUUAUUGUGAAUCUUUCCUCUGCAUUGGUCAUCAUCUUUGGAGGUGCUCAACAACGAUCAGUAGCACGAACUAACCAAAGUUUUAAAGAACAUGUUCAACAACAAUUCCGUGAACAUAAACAAUUGAUCAUUAGUCCAAUAGUUUUACUCGUUUUAUCAAUACCUCGUCUCAUCAUUUCAUUACUUCCUGGUUGUGUGAAAACAUCCGAGAACUUGUGGUUGUAUCUUGGGCCAUAUUUCAUUUCGUUCACUCCUUCGAUGCUGAUCUUUCUUAUAUAUGUCUUUCCUUCAGAAUUGUAUAUGAAAGCAUUUAAACAAUCGUUCAAUCGUAUUCGAAAGCGUACUCCUCCCUAA